GGUUCUCGACAGAGUGCAUUGUGGGAAAUCCAAGAUGUCUGCGCCCAUGAGGCAUGUCAGCCGAUGUUGUCAACGACGCAUCUCGAGUUGUCUAAGAGUAUCAGGGAAUAGUGAAUCAAAGACACGCGUCCUCUCUGCGUUUUCUACAUAUUUUGAUACAAAGAAAACUGUCCUUGGCAUCGAAACAAGCUGCGAUGACACCGGUGCAGCCGUUGUUGAUAACAGAGGUCGCGUUCUUGGGGAGGCGUUAAAUUCCCAAGUCAAAGUUCAUGUGGAAGCUGGUGGCAUACUUCCCCCAGUGGCUCGUAACCUCCAUGUAGAGAGCAUUGCUGGAGUUGUACAGGAAGCCUUGGACCGAGCCAGUAUGACAGUCCAUGAUGUGGAUGCAGUUGCUGUGACAGUGGAGCCAGGGCUGGCGCUGUGCCUGAAGGUCGGGUUGGACCAUGCCAAAUCUGUAGUCAGGCACUCCGGGAAACCGUUGAUACCGAUUCAUCAUAUGCAGGCACAUGCUCUCAUGGCCAGAAUGAGUGACAGAGUAGACUUUCCCUUCCUGGUGUUGCUCAUCAGUGGCGGCCAUUGUUUACUCGCGGUGGCGAAAGAUGUUGCGGAUUUUGUGUUGCUGGGAGAGAGUCUGGACGACGCACCAGGGGAGGCAUUUGACAAGAUUGCUCGUCAACUGAAUCUGAAAAAUCUCCCACAAUUCAGUAGUGUAAGUGGUGGUGUUGCCAUAGAAACCUUGGCACGUGAAGGCAACCCCAAGGCCUUUGACCUCCCUCUGAUGCUGACACAGAUUCGUACGUGUGACUUCUCUUUUUCUGGCCUGAAGUCUCAGGCUAAGAGAUUCAUAGCGCGGGAAGAGGAGAGGCAAGGUGUGUCCAGAGAGGAUAUUUUACCGAAUGUAGCAGACAUAUGCGCUUCCUUCCAAUAUGGCGUCCUGAAGCACCUGGCACGGCGGGUUCAGAGGUCGCUGCUCUUCUGUGAGCUGCAUGGUCUGCUGCCAAAACACAAGAAGACCCUGGUUGUGUCUGGCGGGGUUGGCAGCAAUCAGUUCAUCAGAUCAGGACUCCAGAAGGUGUGUGACAUGUACUCCACACAGCUCGUCUGUCCACCGCCUCGUCUGUGUACCGACAAUGGUGUAAUGAUUGCCUGGAAUGGCAUGGAGAAACUGCUGAGUGGACAGGAUUUUUCAGCAGCUCACCCUGAAGCAGUGGAUUUCCAGCCCAAGUGCCCCAUCGGUGAGGAUAUAUCAAGUGCUGUGCGAGAUGCUUCCAUCAAGUUGCCACCACUGAAGCUGUUAUAGCCUGGCAGUGAUGAACGUGCGAGCGUAGAUGAGAAGUAUGAGGAACAUGAGGAGACAUGCAAUACUUUCUGCCGUGAGGAGAUACGCAUACCACAUGAGACUGUGUUCAUCCAUAAGAUACCCCAGAAUUAUGGGGUUCGCCAUGGUCC
Molecule: messenger RNA, 1449 nt
Organism: Haliotis rufescens (red abalone)
Lineage: Eukaryota; Metazoa; Mollusca; Gastropoda; Lepetellida; Haliotidae
Product: probable tRNA N6-adenosine threonylcarbamoyltransferase, mitochondrial
Exons: 11
Coding region: 35-1300 (421 amino acids)
Biological process (GO): tRNA threonylcarbamoyladenosine modification
Cellular component (GO): mitochondrion
Source: RefSeq, a predicted model, not a curated record